Messenger RNA from Suillus subalutaceus, 1113 nucleotides. RefSeq lists its product as uncharacterized. Bases 1 to 1113 code for a protein of 370 amino acids. The record is from RefSeq and is a predicted model, not a curated record. The transcript is spliced from 4 exons. NCBI's taxonomy places the organism in Eukaryota, Fungi, Basidiomycota, Agaricomycetes, Boletales, Suillaceae.
AUGGAUCAGGGGAACGCGCAGAACAACACCGGCAGCCACAAACAGAAAGGGAAACGAGAGCGUCGUCGCCGUAAGAAGCUCGCUAAGGACGCGAGUAUGUGUCAGACAAAGGCCAAGCUUGCCAUCAAACAUCUUCCAACGUCGAUUGCUACUACUCUCUCAGUAGACCAGUUACAUAUCGCCCAGGGAGCUUAUGUUGGGAAGCGUGUUCAAGCUAACAAUAAAGGCGCUCAGGAGCUUGACAGCCUGCUCCAGAAGGGAUUUAAACUCGUGAAAUGGGAUGGAUGCACACCUCAUGUUUUGUUGGACAACGGCAAACGCAUCAUCGGCGUAUUGGCAGGACGGCCUAAAGAUGAUUCUUGGAAAGAUACUGCAGAGGCAGCCUGCGACGCAAUGGAGGAGGCAAGAGGACGGUGCGUCUUCAGAGAUGUUGACAAGGAACACCGGAGAGGACGCUAUCCAUGCCUUGCAGUGGGAGUUUCAUAUGGUGGCGGACAACAGAUUCCAGGAAACCUUUUACAUUCCAAGAGCAACCGAACGGCCGUCCAAUCCCUCCUCGGAAACAAGGCCAUCCAAAGACUUGCCGGAUUUGGAAGCAGUAUAUUGCACCACUACUCGCCAAAAGUACACCAGCUGUAUGUCAACGCCAGAACUUCUCUUUUGGAAAAGCAUCCCAGUUUGAAAUGGAACUUUCGAAACAGUGCGUUCGCCGCAGCAACGUUCAACUUCGGCCCUGCCACAGUGACCUAUGGCCACACGGACAAUGGAAAUUUCGCCAGUGGUAUGUGCAGCAUCACUGCUCUAGGAAACUAUGACCCAACCCAGGGUGGACAUUUGGUUCUUUUUGACCUAGGGCUGGUCAUUGAGUUUCCCCCUGGUUCAACCAUCCUCAUACCUUCAGCAAUUCUACGACAUGGCAAUGUGUCGAUCUCAUCCAGGGAAAAACGCCUUUCCUUCACUCAAUAUUUUGCGGGAGGAUUGAUAAGGUGGGUUAGAUAUGGCUUCCGGACUGCAGAUGAUUUGAGGAAAGAAAGUCCUGAAGACUGGCAGGCAGCAAAAGCCGAACGUGAAAUUCGGGUUCAGGAGGCAGCAUUAUAUUUCUCCACUUUGUAG